GAAUCAGAUCACUAUGAAGUUUCUCUCAGGUUUUCCUAUGCAAUUUGCUUCUCUUCGUACAAAACAAUACUAUCUGUCUCAAGUUCACUGAGUUCACAGUUUAAGUGUUCGUUUUGAUUGGAGUCUUUGUUUUUCGUGUAUAGCGAGUUACUUAUAUUUGAAUGUUUUUUCUGGUUAAAAUAAAUUGAAAUUACCUACCACUGAAAUCGAUGUGCCCUUUUCAACUAAUUAAGCCACCAUUUUUAAGUGUGGAGAUGGAGAUAAGACUCGCUAAACUACAUAAUUUAUGCAAUCUGAAACUAGAAAAGGACAUAAUCAUCUGGGGUCAUUAAUAACUUACUAGAUUGGUUGAGUAAACCCAAAUUGCAAGAUGGCAGAGAUCAACCACUCCAGAACAGGGCAGAGGUUUCAAACACAGACAUUGUUGGCUAAUAAGGGCAGAGACAAACCCCCUGCCCUUAAAUCUUCGAGGACUUCUAGCAAGUUGAGACAGAGAAUAAGGUAAUGUCUAGUGAUCAAAUUUCUUCUUACUCUUGAGAUGGGAAGUUCGUUAGUCUGUUGAUAUUUCUUCUUGUGAUUAUUUAAUUUUAUUAUUCUAGUAACACCUUCCCUUUGUUUCUUUCCAACACUUCCCGAGACAAGAGAACAACAAUUCAGUGUUCAAGCCUUUUGAAUAAUCCAAUUCAAUGUUCUUUUCACUCAGUGAGAACACAUAAAUUAAGCCCAAAUUUUAUUCAGAUGGCGUGGCAGAAACGGAAUCUUGAGGUUCAAAUAGAAAACUAGCUUCAAAUGGCUAAGGAUGGAAAAGAACGGGCUGUGGGAGGGUAUUGAUCAAGUAUACUUACUUUUCUCUGUCUGUAUGUGGGUCUCUUCCACUAUAAAUUGAGAAAGAAAAUUGAAGUUGCUCUGAGAACAGAAGGGGGUUCUUUAUCAGUCAAUGGCCAAGACUCUGACCCAUUUAUUAUCUCUACUAAUUCUCUUCUUUCUGUCAGCAGAAGCAGCAAGAACGAAACUGUACUCAGUCAAUGGCAACAAUGCUGUUUCUUCAUCAUCAAUGGCUGCCAGUGACAGUAUCUGCAAAUCAAUGGUGGAAUCACAAGGCUAUGUUUGUGAAGAUCACAAGGUGACAACAGAGGACGGUUACAUUCUCAGUAUGCAGCGGAUUCCAGUGGGGCGGUCAGGCAAGAAACCCGACAAGCCACCAGUUCUUCUGCAACACGGGCUUCUUGUGGAUGCUGUGACAUGGCUGCUGAAUUCCCCUGACGAAUCUCUGGCAUUCAUCUUGGCUGAUAGUGGCUAUGAUGUUUGGAUUGCCAACACCAGAGGCACCAAUUCGAGCCUUGGCCACACAUCGCUUAGUCCCACUGACGCGGCUUAUUGGAAUUGGUCAUGGGAUGAACUGGUGACUUAUGAUCUUCCAGCUACAUUCCAGUGUGUUUACGAUCAGACUAGGCAGAAGCUGCACUAUGUUGGACAUUCAUUGGGAACUCUGAUUGCAUUUGCUGCAUUUUCUGAAAAGAAGCUACUGAACAUGUUGAGGUCUGCUGCACUUCUCAGCCCGAUUGCUUUCCUUGGGCAGAUGCCUUCGCCUCUUGCAAGAGCUGCAGCUGAUGCUUUCAUAGCCGAAGACUUGUACUGGUUAGGGCUGAACGAGUUCUCUCUAGGCGGGGAGGCUGCUGCAAAACUCGUGAAAGAUAUCUGCGAUAAAACGCAUAGUAAUUGUUCUGAUCUGAUGACUGCUUUUACUGGCAAGAAUUGCUGCGUGAAUUCUUCAAGGACUGACAUUUUUCUUAAUCACGAGCCUCAGCCAUCGGCAACAAAGAACAUGAUCCACCUAGCUCAGAUGAUUCGAAGAGGGACAAUAGCGAUGUACGACUAUGGCAGCGAGGAUGAGAACAACGAGCACUAUGGGCAGCCGACGCCUCCUGCCUACAACAUGGCCAGCAUCCCAAAUGACCUCCCUCUGUUCCUCAGCUAUGGAGGGCAGGACUUGCUCUCUGAUGUGCAGGAUGUGCAGACUCUGCUGGACACUCUCAAAGAUCAUGAUCCCGACAAACUUGUCGUGCAGUACAGGGCAGACUACGCUCAUGCAGACUUUGUGUUCGGUGUCAAUGCUAAGCAAGUCGUAUACGAUCCCUUGGUGGCCUUCUUCAAGCUUCACUGACAAAACUUGUACUGCCAAAUAGAAAAAGUAGCACCAAAGAGUCUGCAAAUUGUCGACAUUAACUUGUAAUUUGGAGGAACAAAUAAAAAUGAUCAUUGGAUCUAAAGUAGUACACUUUACUCAAUUUCUCAGAGUCAAUGAAGGUUUAUUUUACAUAGAAAUGCCCUGUCCAAUGUCUCUAAAUCAAUCUUGCAAAUUAUAGGGUUCCUUCCAUGACAGUACUGGAUUCUAUGAUACUAAACUAAGAUGAUGAGUUCCUCUCA
Molecule: messenger RNA, 2427 nt
Organism: Diospyros lotus (date-plum)
Lineage: Eukaryota; Viridiplantae; Streptophyta; Magnoliopsida; Ericales; Ebenaceae
Product: triacylglycerol lipase 2-like
Exons: 9
Coding region: 938-2164 (408 amino acids)
Biological process (GO): lipid metabolic process
Molecular function (GO): hydrolase activity, acting on ester bonds
Source: RefSeq, a predicted model, not a curated record